CAUGUUAUUUUAUUUUUCUUUCCAUGUCUACCCCAUCUCCCUAAAUGUCUUUCUCUCUUUUUUUUCCCCCACUCCCCCCCAACACAUCCCAGUUCCCAGAUGAAUAUUCUCCUUGGAAUCUAGCAUCAUUCAGCAGGCAAUAUUUGUAAGGAGAAACAUACCAUUUUUGUGUCUGUGGAACUACACUUGGAAAGCCCUGAGAGUUGAUAGCUCUUAUCUUGGUGACCGGGGUCGCCCAUAUGUAACCUUAGGGGUUGUCCAGUUUUUUUGGCAGACCAUUUCUUGUUGAGAUUUCCUGAGCGCUUGUUCUCAUCCUGAGGUCGUGUUGUGCCUGCUUUGCCUGCUAGGUGAUAGAGCUUGCAGUGCUUUGCUGUCCUUGCCCCCUUCAUUAUGCCUAGGAAUUAAGUCAGGGUGGGGGGACCCAGAUCUGCUGGUUCUGAAGCCGAACUGGAGGACAGUCUGUUGUGUUCCGCGUCAGUCGUCAGAAUCCAAGGUCUGACCAGAGAGGCCAUUGGACGAGCAGCGCCACGUGACAGAGGGGUGCCAAUGUUAUUCUUUACGGGUGUCAAGACCCUGUCAGUUUGUGAAAUAAAUAUUGGGAAACAACGAAAUGCAAAAAGCGACCUACUACGACAGCUCUGCGAUCUAUGGUGGAUACCCCUACCAAGGAGCAAAUGGUUUCACUUAUAAUGCAAGUCAGCAGCAAUAUCCCCCUUCCUCAUCACUGGUGGAAAGUGACUAUCAUCGACCUGCCUGCUCGCUGCAGUCACCUGGCGGUACAGUGCCACAUCACAAGGCCAAUGACAUCAACGAAAGUUGUAUGAUAGCUGUGAACAGUCAAUCAAACCAAGCCCCGGUCAUCUCAGAUCAGCAGCAGCCAACACCACCCUCUGUGUCCCCACCUGAAAAUGCCAGUAAUGCAGCCACAACUUCCACCACCAAGGCCACAAACAUCACUUCACCUACCAUGUCAAAGCAUAUUUUCCCUUGGAUGAAAGAAUCUCGGCAGAACAUAAAGCAGAAAGCCACAGGGAGCUCCAGUUCAGGUGAGAGCUGUGCUGGAGACAAAAGCCCUCCGGGGCAAUCCUCUUCAAAAAGGGCCCGCACCGCUUACACAAGCGCCCAGCUUGUUGAACUGGAAAAGGAGUUUCAUUUUAACAGAUACCUGUGCAGACCCAGAAGGGUGGAAAUGGCAAACCUGCUCAACCUCACAGAGAGGCAAAUCAAGAUCUGGUUCCAGAACCGACGUAUGAAAUACAAAAAAGAUCAAAAAGGGAAAUCCAUGAUGACUUCAUCGGGUGGCCCAUCACCGUGCAGGAGCCCUGUACCACAACCUACCAUUGGGGGAUAUCUAAACUCUAUGCAUUCUAUGGUCAACAGUGUCCCUUAUGACCCUCAGUCCCCUCCAGCAUUUAACAAACCCCAUCUAAACGCUUAUGGUGUGCCUGCUCCCUACCCCAGCCCCCAUAACAGCUGCCCACCUCACCAGAAAAGAUACACGGGGACUGCUGCUGUUACCCCAGAAUAUGAUCCCCAUGCACUCCAAGGCAGCGGUGGCUAUGGCAAUCCUCAUGUACAGGGAAGCCCCGUUUAUGUAGGGGGCAAUUAUGUGGAAUCCAUGACUAAUUCAGGGCCCUCCAUGUUUGGUCUUACUCAUCUGUCUCAUUCCUCCUCCAAUAUGGACUACAGUGGACCUGGACCAAUGAACAGUACUCACCACCAUGGACCUUGUGAUACACACCCCACAUAUACAGAUUUAUCUUCUCACCACAGUUCUCAGGGAAGAAUUCAGGAAGCACCCAAGCUGACACAUUUGUAAUGGACACAAAUACUUGUAGGGAAUCAACUACAUUUUUUUUAUUUCUUUUUAUUUUCUUUUUUACCUUUAAUGACAGUGACUCCCUCGUCCUAUAUAUUUUUCUGGGGCAGCAAUAUUAAUUGCAUUUUUUCUUUUUGCAUAGUACAUAUCGCCCUUCAUGAUCUUUACUUGGAGCAGAUUUAUUUGUAUUUUAUUCUACACUUUUAUCAAACAGGGUAUAAGAACAAAUUUUUUUUAUGAAAAAAAAAAAUUCUUAAAUGUGAAUUUGUUCGUACAUUUCUUAUCCCGCAGGGAAUCAGAUUAAAUUAUUAUUGCACUUCUCUAAAAUUGCUAGGCAAAUAUAAAAAAAAAUCUCUUGAACAGGGUCUGUCUGGAUCAUAAUACUUGUUAUUCAUUCAAUUGUGUGUAUGCUGGUGCAUAUACUGUAUACCGGUUAAUUUAUUAUUUUUGUUAUGCAAGCAAAAAUAUUCAAACUGUUUACAUAUUAUUUAUCCAUAUUUCAUAUUUAUAAACAAUAUUCGCCCUAAACAUCAAGGUCGCCCUAAGGACCUUUUUGUUGGAUGGGUUAGUGGCACAGGGAGCUAUGUUUAAAUCAGAUACAUUUUCUUUAAAGAUGCAAUAAAAUCUUAGAGAAAAAAAAA
Rana temporaria (common frog) is the source of this 2460-nucleotide messenger RNA. It is a transcript of the gene HOXA3, whose product is annotated as homeobox A3. The transcript has 3 exons. Gene Ontology annotation, biological process: regulation of transcription by RNA polymerase II. The coding region runs from base 611 to 1819 and encodes 402 amino acids. The record is from RefSeq and is a predicted model, not a curated record. Gene Ontology annotation, molecular function: RNA polymerase II cis-regulatory region sequence-specific DNA binding; DNA-binding transcription factor activity, RNA polymerase II-specific. Gene Ontology annotation, cellular component: nucleus. Lineage: Eukaryota; Metazoa; Chordata; Amphibia; Anura; Ranidae.